AUGAAGACCACGGCCAACCCCGGCCCCGUUCCCCUGCUUGCUUUCGCCCCCUUGUUUUCUCUCAUCAUCACCAUCUGCUUUAUCUUCUGCUUCACCACGAACUCCACCAACCUCAUCCCUCCCUGUAUUUCCCGCCCUCGAUCCAGCCGGCCACAGCGCCUCAAUCACCAACCCCCGAACCUCAUCCGCAUCCCUAUGCCCAUCCCCCUCCUCGCCGUCUCCAGGCUCACUGGGGAAGAAACAGUACUAGGCAUGCGCGUGCACGUGGUUGGUAAAGAUGAGGCUGCGCGCCGCCGGGCCCAUGCCGUCCGCCUUGUUGCUCAGGCCCCGGCGCGACCAUAUGCCGAUGAAGCCGGGCGGGUAGAGCAGGUAGUGGAAGACGGUCGGGAGAUCGAUCGCGUCUCUUGCAUCUGCAUGUGCCUUCAUUCACCUGUUGCCCUUCCCGCAACAAUGUCGUGGCCUCAAAGCCCGUCGAAGGCACCCAAUUAUCGCAGGCAAGCCUCCACGGUUCCCGCCGACGCACUGAGUGUCUUGCGGUAUUGGCCACCACUCGAUGAAAGCCCGUCGGAGUUCCCUAUGUCUGACGAGGCUCCGAGCUCUACUGUACACCUAGAGUCUCUUGGAGCGAUCGCCGCAUUUAGAGCUAUGGCGGGGCCCCUUGAAACAGGGGAAAGACCCAAAUCUGCCUUGCUCACCGUCAAUAAGCAUAAGUGCGACUCGAUGCAAUGUACCGUGGAUCAAAGGGAGCUCACCAAGCACGUACACAUGCAGCCGCAACACCAGGGAACGUGUUUCACGAAGAAGGGUUCUCUUUGCUCAAGCGAGACUCUGCGCGAUACGGAGAAGCAUUGGGUAGGAUACGACGAUGCUCAGGCGAUGUCAAUAACAACGGACAUCAACGCUGGCCAAUCUGCCCUAUGCCCUCUGCUCGAUUUGAGCAUCGUUGCUGGCGUCACUUCCAUCGUCAAUCCCGCCAAGAAUGCCGAGAUACUCCCCUUCUCAAUCAGUGCCCAGAACUUCGCGAAUUUGGCCACCAAGUCGGCCAAUGACCCCAAAGACAAAGGUUCCGUCUUCGGGACCCCGUCCGCCACAUCAGACGGGCCCAUCAAGAAGGACUCGUCCCUCGCCUCAAUCCAUCAAGGUGACCUGUCGAUCGUGUACGGCCUCGAGACGCUUACUGUCACCAGCGGAACCACCACGCAGACGGUGGCCGAGGUGGCCCUCAUCAGCCGCGUCUACCAGCAUUUCAAUCUCUUCGCUGAGGCGACCUAG
Molecule: messenger RNA, 1272 nt
Organism: Thermothielavioides terrestris NRRL 8126
Lineage: Eukaryota; Fungi; Ascomycota; Sordariomycetes; Sordariales; Chaetomiaceae
Exons: 6
Coding region: 1-1272 (423 amino acids)
Source: RefSeq, a predicted model, not a curated record